This is a messenger RNA of Fomitopsis serialis, 753 nucleotides long. RefSeq lists its product as uncharacterized. Lineage: Eukaryota; Fungi; Basidiomycota; Agaricomycetes; Polyporales; Fomitopsidaceae. The transcript has 3 exons. Bases 1 to 753 code for a protein of 250 amino acids. The record is from RefSeq and is a predicted model, not a curated record.
AUGAUGCUCGGCUUCGAGCGGCUGAUGAAGCCCGAUGUGGCCGAGGAACUGGGUCUCGGGGAAGUGAUGGACAAGUACUGCACGAUCAUGCUGCCGGAGGGUAAGACCCAGGAGGAGGUCCUGGUGGACAUGAUCCUCGGCUUCCGAGCGGCGGAUGUCGCUCAACCGCCGCAGCCGGAGACAUCCUCGCUGCACGCCGAGCACUCUGGUGAACCAGAGGGGCAGGUCGGUGCCUGGAUGGAAGAUCUGCCUCAAGUCCGGGAUCAAAUCGAAGAUGCGCUGGAUGACAUCACGACCGAGCAGGCCAAAAUCCAAGAGAUGGUCGCCGAGCAAUUGAAGGCCGCCCAACAGCAACUCCAGCAUCUUGAUGGCCGGCUGCAUGUGGAGAAGCUCCGGGACGAAGUGAGAGCUCACACCGACCGCAUCCACCUCCCUGUGCUCCCAAAAAUACCCGAGCCAGGUGUGAUCUCACCGGAGAACAUGCCCCCAAACGUGCCAGUCCAAGCCCUGAAUUGGUUGGACGGUCUCGGCGAAUCGAUGGCCGGCAUGGAUCUAUACAUCCAGGCAGAGGUGGAUUACUGGCGGGCGGUGGACCGAGUGAAGGCGGCCGAGUUAGCGGUCUUGCAGCCAGGAGAAGCGCCGAGUGCUGCGGCGGGCUCUUGCCACCCCGUCCUGUCUCAGAGUCGCAUGAUGGAUAGUCGGGAUGUCCCAUUAGUGUACAGUCGUGUUGGCACCGGUAUUUACAUCUCGUGA